This is a messenger RNA of Caenorhabditis remanei, 3366 nucleotides long. RefSeq lists its product as uncharacterized. The record is from RefSeq and is a predicted model, not a curated record. Bases 1 to 3366 code for a protein of 1121 amino acids. The transcript is spliced from 12 exons. Gene Ontology annotation, molecular function: peroxidase activity; heme binding. Gene Ontology annotation, biological process: response to oxidative stress. NCBI's taxonomy places the organism in Eukaryota, Metazoa, Nematoda, Chromadorea, Rhabditida, Rhabditidae.
AUGUACACAAUUUGGAUGCGUCAACAUAACUUGAUUGCUGAGAAAUUGAGUUCUGUGAACCCUCAUUGGGAUGAUCAGAAACUAUUCGAGGAGGCGAGACGAAUCACGAUUGCUCAGUUCCAGCAUGUCACUUUCAAUGAAAUGGUUCCAGUGUUAGUUGGAAAGGAGCAGUUGAGAGUGAUGGGAAUCAAACUUCAGAACAAUGGAUAUGAUUCUGGAUAUGAUAUUAAUAUCGAUGCAUCUGCUUCGAAUGUCUUUGCUGCAGCAGCCGGUCAAUUCUUUUUGACUCUCCUUCCAAGUAAAUUCAGUAUUGAGGAUAAGAAAUUCCAGACGAGAAGUGAAUCCCUUUUGAAACAUUUCAAUGAUCCUGCUUUGAUCUACGAAAAGGGAAAAAUCGAUGGAAUGUUGAGAUUCCUUUUGAAUGCUCCAAUCGAGAAACCAGGACUUCAUAGCUCUCCUCUCUUGAAAACAGCUUUCCAGAAAAAAGACGAAGCAGAUUCCGUUGACAUCAUAGCAAUGGUCAUCCAAAUGGGAAGAGAUCAUGGACUUCCGAGUUAUCUGAACUGGCGGAAAUUCUGUAAACUUGAAGAAGUCAACUCGUUUUUGGCUCUCCAAUCUAUUUUCAAGCCAUCUGUCAAUAUCUCCGAUUUCGAACGUCUCUAUGAAUCUCCUGAAGAUAUCGAUGUGUUUGUUGGAGGUCUAUCUGAACAACCAGCAAAAGGAUCCCUCCUGGGACCAACAUUUGCAUGUCUUUUUGCUCAUCAAAUGACUCAAACUAAACGGGGAGACAGGUUUUGGUAUGAGAACUUCGUGUCUCCUUCUGCAUUCACUGUCCAACAAAUUGAUGAGAUUCGGAAGACAACGAUGGCAAGAAUUAUUUGUGAUAAUACGGAUACGGUGACACAUGUACAACAUCAUGCAUUCUCACUUCCUGAUGAUUAUGGAAAUUGCCCAUUGAGUUGUAACUCAACUGGAAUAAUCCAACCAUUCAAUGCGAAAUCAUUCAAAGAUGAAGAGAAGUUGACAACUCUCCCAAUCACAAAAGAAACGAUCGAAAAAGUGAUUCGUCUGGGAUUGAAGCAAUGGCAGAGAUAUGAGGAAGGUGAAGGAAGACGAAUCAGUGCACAGAUAGCUGAUACCUCUCCAUCUGCUCUACUCUCUCAUGCUCUUCUGAUGGCUCCGAAGAAGGAAUCAAUCGACAUUGCAAGAACUGCAUCAGUCCUUCGAGAGGCUACGAAUAUAUUGGUGACAGGAAAUGGGUUGAAUAAAGAUGAGAAAUUACCGGAUUUGGAUGUAGCAACACUUCAGAAGAUUCUUCCACAAAUCGAUAUUGGAAGUGUUAUCGGAAAUUUUACACCGUUUUUGGCCCGUGACCCUCUCCCGAAAGAGCAAUGUCUUCCGGAACCUCUUCCAUGUGACCAUACUUCCAAAUACCGUUCAUACUCUGGAUGGUGUAAUAACCUCAAAAAUCCAAAGUUCGGAAAUGCCUUCACUCAAAUGCGACGUCUUCUGGAUCCAGCCUAUGACGAUGGUUUCGACACUCCACGUACUCGUUCAGUUCUCGGUUCAGAACUCCCAUCUGCUCGUAAAAUCUCGAACAUUGUUCAUAGCGACGCCCCGAAGUUCCAUGUGAAAUUCACUCAUAUGUUGAUGCAAUUCGGUCAGAUUCUCGAUCACGAUAUGAUGCAUUCUCCGAUUUCUCGUGGUCCGAAGAAUACAAUUCUCAAUUGUUCUUCUUGUGAUUCAGCUCAAACUCUUUCUAUUCACUGCUUCCCGAUUAAAAUUGAGCCAGAUGAUCCAUUCUUCCCAGCAAAACAUAAUGACGGAAGACCGAGAUGUAUGCCAUUUGCAAGGAGUUUGUUGGCUCAAGUCUCCCUGGGAUACCGUAAUCAGUUGAACCAGUUAACCUCGUUUUUGGAUGCCUCUACAAUCUACGGAUCCACUCAAUGCGAGGCAAACAAAUUGAGACUUUUCAGUGAUGGAAAAUUGAAUUUCACUGAUCUUGGGUUUAACAAAGAAGCUCUUCCACAAGGAAACCAAGAAAGAGAUUGCCGUUCGAAUCUUCAGAAUCGACAGAGAAAAUGUUUCGUUGCUGGAGAUGAACGAGUGAAUGAGCAGCCUGGAUUGACAGCGAUUCAUAACUUGUUCUUGAGAGAACAUAACCGAAUUGCGAGAUAUUUGAAGCAAAUUAACAAUUUCUGGACUGAUGAGAAGUUGUUCCAGGAAUCCCGUCGAAUCAACAUUGCCCAACUCCAGAAUAUAAUUUACAAGGAAUGGCUACCAGUGGUUCUCGGUUGUCAACACAUGGAAAAAUGGGGAUUGAUGCCACAGACAAGUGGAUAUUUCGAGGGAUAUGAUGAUCAAUGUGAUGCAACAAUUUCUCAAGAGAUGUCCACCUCUGCAUUCCGUUUCGGUCACUCCCUGAUUCGAGGCGUCUUCUCAAGAAUGAAUGACCAAUUCCAGAAUAUGACGAAUCAUGUCAAUUUAACUGAAACUUUCUCCAAUCCAUCACCAGUUUACGAUAAGAAUUCGGGACAUAUGGAGUCGAUUCUGAUGGGAUUGAUUGGAGCGAGCAGUAUGGCAUUCGAUCGACAUAUCGUGACAGCAGUGAGGAAUCAUUUGUUCGCGAAACCAGGAGGACCGCUGACUGGAUUAGAUCUACCAGCAGUUAAUAUUCAGAGAGCAAGAGAUCAUGGAGUACAGGGAUACAAUGCGUAUCGAAAAUACUGUGGUCUUCGAAAAGCCUCAACCUUCUCUGAUCUCCGUGACACGAUGACUUCUGAAGCUGUGACCGCUCUUGAAACAGCUUAUUCUCAUGUGGAUGACAUUGAUUUAUUCCCUGGAAUAAUGAGUGAAUCACCUACAAGAGGAGCACUUGUUGGACCAACUCUUGCAUGUUUAAUCGGAGAACAAAUGCAAAGAUUGAAGAAAUGUGAUCGAUUCUAUUAUGAGACGAACGAUGCAAUGGUCAGAUUCACUCCAGAUCAACUUGUGGAGAUUCGAAAAGCGAGUCUCUCGAGAAUGAUCUGUGAUAAUAGUGAAUAUGCAGUCAAUAUUCAACCGAAUGUUUUCUUGAUGCCUGAUGAUUUGGCAAACUCCCCGAUGUCUUGCUCAGAACUUCCAGAAAUCGACCUCAACAAAUGGGUGGAUCGUGACUAUUGCCUCGUGGAUGAACGAGUUGUGAACCGUGGAAAAACUAAGAGAAUCACUCCAUGUGUGACGUGUACUUGUACAUUAGAAGGUCCUGAAUGUCAUUCCAUCACAAUUGAUGAUUGCUCUCGUCUCCUCCGUGAUUACUCACUUUCCGAUAUUCAAAAAGAUUCCGUCUGCCUCAUUCAAUGCUCUCAGCACCUCAAAAAGCUUUGA